Messenger RNA from Manis javanica (Malayan pangolin), 3772 nucleotides. RefSeq names its product nudix hydrolase 12 (gene NUDT12). Gene Ontology annotation, biological process: NAD+ catabolic process; NADP+ catabolic process. Lineage: Eukaryota; Metazoa; Chordata; Mammalia; Pholidota; Manidae. Gene Ontology annotation, molecular function: protein binding; NADH pyrophosphatase activity; metal ion binding. The record is from RefSeq and is a predicted model, not a curated record. Gene Ontology annotation, cellular component: cytosol; peroxisome.
AGCGACGACUUAGUCGUCUCCGCUGCCGGCGACCAGUUCUCAUCCGGCCGGGUCCUGCCAGGUCGUGUGGAGCAGCCUCGCGCUGGGGUGCGGGUGCAGGCGCGGGAUCCGCGGAGUUGCAGUCCGGGCUCCAGGCGGGGCAGUGGGGAGACGCAACCGGUCCUGCUCUGGAGUGCUUCCAGCCCAAACAAGUCUUUGAGGAGGGCAAGUGGAAGUGCGGUUUCGGGAAGAAAUGUCUUCUAUAAAAAGAAGUCCAAAAGAAGAAAUCAUUUCCCAGCUUCACUAUUCAGCUGCAGAAGGAGAUAUUGCCAGGUUAACAGUAAUCCUCAGUCAUUCUCCAUCUCUUCUCAAUGAAACUUCUGAAAAUGGCUGGACUGCUUUAAUGUAUGCUGCAAGGAAUGGGCAUCCAGAAGUUGUCCAAUUUCUACUUGAGAAAGGGUGUGACAGAUCCAUUGUCAAUAAAUCAAGGCAGACUGCAUUGGAUAUUGCUAAAUUUUGGGGUUAUAAGCAUAUAGCUAACUUACUAGCUAAUGCUAAAGAUGGGAAGAAGCCUUGGUUCCUAACCAAUGAAGUGGAAGAACGUGAAAAUUAUUUUAGCAGGACACUACUGGACCGAAAAAGUGAAAAAAGAAACAAUUCUGACUGGCUGCAAGCUAAAGAAAGCCAUCAUACCACAGUUUAUAUCCUUUUCUCAGAUUUAAAUCCCUUGGUUACUCUAGGUGGCAAUAAAGAAAGUUCCCAACAGCCGGAAGUCAGGCUGUGUCAGCUGAACUACACAGAUAUAAAGGAUUAUUUGGGCCAGCCUGAGAAGAUCACCUUGAUUUUCCUUGGAGUAGAACUUGAAAUGAAAAAAGAGCUACUUAAUUAUGCUGGGGGUGUCCCAAGAGAAGAAGAUGGGUUGGUUGCCUGGUUUGCUCUAGGUAUAGAUCCUGUUGCUGCUGAAGAAUUUAAGCAAAGACAUGAAAAUUGUUAUUUUCUCCAUCCACCAAUGCCAGCUCUUCUGCAACUGAAAGAAAAAGAAGCUGGGGUUGUAGCUCAAGCAAGAUCUGUUCUUGCCUGGCACAGUCGAUAUAAGUUCUGUCCCACCUGUGGAAGUGCAACUAAAAUUGAAGAAGGUGGCUAUAAAAGAGUAUGCUUAAAAGAAGGCUGUCCUAGCCUCCAUGGCGUUCACAACACAUCAUAUCCAAGAGUUGAUCCAGUAGUAAUCAUGCAAGUUAUUCAUCCAGAUGGGACCAAAUGUCUUUUAGGCAGGCAGAAAAGAUUUCCCCCAAACAUGUUUACUUGCCUUGCUGGAUUUAUUGAGCCUGGGGAGACAAUAGAAGAUGCCGUUCGGAGAGAAGUGGAAGAGGAAAGUGGAGUCAAAGUUGGCCAUGUUCAGUAUGUCUCUUGUCAACCAUGGCCAAUGCCCUCCUCCUUAAUGAUUGGUUGCUUAGCUGUGGCAGUGUCUACAGAAAUUAAAGUUGACAAGAAUGAAAUAGAGGAUGCCCGCUGGUUCACUAGAGAACAGGUUGUGGAUGUUCUGACCAAAGGGAAGCAGCAGGCAUUCUUUGUUCCACCAAGCCGAGCUAUUGCACAUCAGUUAAUCAAACACUGGAUUGGAAUGAACCCCAAUCUCUAAGUCAAAUAACUAGACUUUGAGUGUUAAUUGAUUUCUAAUGCCACUUGUUCCUCAAGUGAGAUUAGAAAUAUUCAGCCCUCUGUAGAGUAUCACAACUCAAAAUAUCAUAUUGGCUGUUUGAAAUAUUUUUGAAGUGUACUUUCUAUCUUAACCACAGAAUUCAUGUUUUAUAAAUUACAACAUUGCUUCAAAUUUUGUUAAAUCUGAGUUAGCCUUCUCCAUACUUUUUGUUUUUCUUUGGUUGUGCUCUAUAGUUUUAUCUCACAAAACCAUGUUUCUAAUAAGAAAUAAUUUUGUAAAGAAGUAUAUUAUAAAAAUGUAAAUAAGUGUAAAUUCUAGCACUUCUUACAAGCAUUUGCCCAACCACUAAAGUUCUUUUUGAGAAAUGAGACAAAAUAAUUUGGAUGAAUUUUGAGCUCCUUUUUAGUUUUUUCAUUAUCACAAAAGUCCUUUCAGUUGUCAAUAGUUGAUUUUUGCCCAUCUUCCUACUGUAAUCUUUUUUCUUCUAGUUUCAUUAUUCUAGCAAUGGUACUAUUACCGUGUGUGUUGUGCUAGUCUAUUUUGAUCCGUGUUAAGAAUUGUCCAUUUAACAACUAUGGUAAUCAGAAUACCACACCUUCAUGAAAGGAGAGCUAAUGAGACCAAUACCAUCGUUUCUAGAACCCCCUCCUUAAACCUAAAUUAAUAUAUCUAUUUAUCUGUUAUACUCAAAAUUGUUCUUAAGACAAAUCAGGAUCUCUGCUUUUUCAAUGAAAUUAAACAUACUUGAAAGGAAUUCUCCUCAAAGAUCAGAUAUUAAAUAGAUCCCAAAUAGAUUUACAUAUUUACUAAAAACACUGUUAUGUCAUUUUGUGAUAAGGAAUGUAUUUGCAUUAUAAAAAGUUAUGUAAUCAUUACUAAUAAUAUCUUAUUAAAUAUGACAUCUUGGUUUUCAACAUAUUCUAAGGCUAUAAAAGUAAGUGUAUCUUUGAACUGAAUAAGACUCUAGAGGAAGUAAAUUGUAGUAGUUCAAAUUUUGCAACAUAGAAUUGUCAUAUUUUACAAAGCUGUUUUGAAUUGUUUUAAAGGGUAGUCCAUAAGUGUAUAAAUGUAUAUGAUUUAGCUCUUUACUAUUGUAUGUUAGAGCUGGAAGAGCCCUUAAGGAGAGUAAAUAUAGUUUACUGCCCUUUUAUAAAUAAGGAAAAGAGAAUCUUAAAAAGUGAAUUUAAUUAAUUUAACCCAUUAAAAUUAAUCCAAUCAAUUAAUUAAUUGAUGAAAGUUACACAAUUACAACUUAUAAUUGUUAAUACAAAUAAGUAACCUAAUUACAACAGUCUGUACUGUAUAACACUGUGUAAGCCUCUCCCCUUAACAGGAAGUAGAAACUAUUACUAAAAGUAUAUGUAGAAUAAAUUAAAAUAAGGCUUAAUAAGAAUAGACUGAUUUACCAAAAAUUACUAAAAUUUUAGAUACUAAAAUUCACUUAAAAGAUAACUUUCAUAGAUAAAACUUUUAUUUUACUAAUGAUCAAUGAUUUUCUUAGUAAUUGAUGUAGGUAUAUUGAUAUUAAGACUUUAGACAAUAAUAAGACUUACACAGAACAUUUAGAUACUAGAUACACAGUAAAAUUUGAAUUAUGUAAGUAUAGGGAAAAUCACAUGCCUUAUUAUGAAGUAUGACUAUUAUGAAAUAUGACUUGAAGUCCAGUUUUAGUGUAAAUGUGUUCUUAAUACUUACAGAUUCUAAGAUCUAGCAACAUAGGAAUUGAAGGUUUCCAUAAUGUUAGGAUAGCAAAGUGAAAUAUAAAGUAUCAACAAAAUGUACUUAUAAAUUCAGCUUUAGAUAUUUAAUCCUGUACUCAGGGAAAAUCAGUAUCUACAUAAAUUGUUGUUUUAAUAAUCUUUCAUUUGCUAACCUCUGAGAGGUGAAUAGCUAUAUGUAAAUAGAAUAGCCAAGAAAUAAUAGAAGUUCAAGUGCCACGAAUGUAUUCUAAUGGAAAUAGAGGUAACUCUACAUUAAAAUAUUUACGUAUUUUCUGUUUUGUGUUAUGUGUGUUUUUAAUAUGUUUGAUAAAUGCCUUCUGAAAAAUGGGAAAACUGUAUUUCAGUCAUCGUAACCAGUUUAUAAUUAAUAAUGCAUAAAUAAAUAAAAAAUAGAAAAGCUUUUUAAAAAGUC